Molecule: messenger RNA, 1666 nt
Organism: Emiliania huxleyi CCMP1516
Lineage: Eukaryota; Haptophyta; Isochrysidales; Noelaerhabdaceae
Exons: 6
Coding region: 4-1527 (507 amino acids)
Molecular function (GO): FAD binding
Source: RefSeq, a predicted model, not a curated record
CUUAUGCACCACUCUUGCCGAACCCUCCGCUCUGCCGUGCCGCCUCCGGGUGUCGUGACCUGCAUAGGCGAGCCCGGUUUUGCCAGCGAGGCGACGCUUUUCAACCGCAACCUCCAGGACGAGCGGGCUCCGCUCGCCAUCGUCAAGCCAUCGUCGCUCAGCCAGCUGCAGGCGGUUCUGGAGACGGCGCGUGCGUCUAAGCUUCGCGUGUCGGUGCGGAACGGCGGCCACAACCCAUCCGGUCGCGCGCUGUCAAAGGGCGGAGUGACAAUCGACCUCGGCCGGCACCGCGCCAUCCGCAUCGUGAGGAACGAUGCGUCCGGGCCGGUAGCCGAGGUGGGCGCCGGCGCGGUGUGGGGAGACGUGUACGAGGCGCUCGGGGGGAGCGGCCUCUACGCGGUCGGCGGAGGCUGUCCGAUGGUCGGCGUGGCGGGCCUCGUGAUGAACGGCGGCAUCGCCUUCACGUCUCGCAAGCGAGGCCUGGUCGGCGACUCAGUGCUGAGCUUCACGCUGGUGUUUCCCAACGGGACCGUCGCGGAGACGGAGGGCGGGCGGAGCGCCCUGCGCUCCGCCCUGUCCGCCGGAGGAGGAUCGACGCUCGGGGUUGUCUGGGCGCUGCGGCUGCGGCUCUGGCCCGCUCCUGAAGGCGGCCACGGCGUAGGAGUGGUGCGGCUGGGAUGGAAGGGGAGAGUGCCGAUGUCGAUGCUGCCUCUCGCCGCCGCGGCCAUGGACGCGAACGUGGCGGCGACCGAUGACGACGAGGGCUGGUCGCUGAACCUUGUCGUCGGGCGCGAGUACGUUGUCUGGCACCACUUUCACGAGGGGUCUGCCGAGGAGAGCCGCGCCUCUGGCAGCCGGCGAGGCGUCUUCGGCCGGCUCGCAAACUUCACGCGCGCCGCGCUCGCCACGGGAGCUUCGCUCGCGGGGUGCGAGUUUGGCGCCAUCGCGGCGCAGUCGAACGUGACGCAGCGCACGGUCGAGCAGCUGGGGGGCGCGAUGCGGCGGACAGAGGCGUCGACGUGGGCUCACUCUCAGGCGCGGCUGCUCCUCUCGUGGAUCUGCCUCUUGACGGACGCCGACCAGCGCAAUGGCGAGCGGCGGCCGGGCACGUUGCCGCUGCUACCUGGUGUGAGCGCUACUGUCGACGGCUGGAGCGAGGACGGCACGCGCAGCCUCGGCCAGCACCGCGCCGGCGCCUACCAAGGCUACGCUUCGCCGCACGACAAGCCCGAGGAGCUGUACGGCGCCGCGGGCGUCGCCACGCUGCGGCGGCUGCAGGCGGGCAUCGACGGCGCCGCGGAGCUCUUUGGGAGGGGCGCCGGCCUCGAGCCGCUCGCGCCGCCGCCGCCGCCGGUCGAUGGUCUGACUGAGUACGUCCUGGUGACGGGCGGCAUUGGGGGGAUCGGCUUUGCGGUCGCCGAGGCGCUCUCCGCCGCGCUGCCGCCAAGGCGGCGGCACUCCUCGCCGCAUCGCUCGACGCGGCGCUCCGCUUGGGCGGCGCGCGCGCCUGCCUCCACUCUGUCGUGAUGAGCGCCGCUGCCUUGCCCGAGUGGGACGCCGUCCGCGACGCCCCCCUCUCGCGCGCCCUGUCGGCGUCGGUGCUCGCCCACCUCGGCCUCCUCGACCUCCUCCUCGCCGUCGAGCGGGCGCGCGGCGGGGGCGGGCA